Cornus florida is the source of this 1743-nucleotide messenger RNA. RefSeq names its product UDP-glycosyltransferase 73C11-like. The record is from RefSeq and is a predicted model, not a curated record. Lineage: Eukaryota; Viridiplantae; Streptophyta; Magnoliopsida; Cornales; Cornaceae. Bases 209 to 1681 code for a protein of 490 amino acids. Gene Ontology annotation, molecular function: UDP-glycosyltransferase activity. The transcript has a single exon.
UAUCGAAUGCCAACGAAAGAGAGACGUGUAAAGCUUCCCUAUACAUUUAAAGGCAUGUCAUUUCUACAAAAAUUCUAAAGAGACAAUUACCCAAACCUCACUUUCUUUGAAUAAAAAACACUCUGCUCAUGUAUGCUCUUACGUCACUCCCUUCUGCUAAAUUUGGUAUAAACAGAAACCCUCUUCAUUCACAACCAACCCUUUUGCAAUGGCUUCACAACCACACCAUCUUCACUUUGUUUUGAUACCCUUAAUGGCCCAAGGCCACCUUAUUCCCAUGGUAGACAUGGCUAAGUUAUUAGCCCAACGAGGCAUUGUUGUCACCAUUGUCACCACACCCCUCAAUGCUAUCAGGUUCAAUGCCAUCACCGAUCGCGCAAUCGAAUCCGGGCUCCCCAUCCGGGUUCUCCAACUUCGGUUUCCAUCCGCGGAGGCCGGCUUGCCGGAGGGAUGUGAGAGCAUGGAUACAGUCCCCUCUCAAAACUUGUUUAAGAAUUUCUUCGAGGCGCUUGAAAUGUUGCAGCAACCUCUAGAACAAGUGUUUGAAGAGUUGCAGCCCAGACCGAGUUGCAUAAUAGCCGAUAAGCAUCUUGUCUGGGCAGCUGAUACAGCUAAAAAGUUUGGGAUACCACGGAUUAGUUUCGAUGGGAUGAGUUGCUUCACUCUCUUGUGUACACACAAUUUACACAUUUCCAAGGCUCAUGAGGGUGUCCCUGGGUCUCAUGAUCUGUUUGUCGUGCCCGGUUUGCCUGAUCAUAUCGAGUUCACUAGAGCACAGCUGCCCGGACAAUUCAAUCCAGGCGCAUUUAAUAUAAACGAUAUUCGGAAACGAAUAAGAGAAGCCGAAACGGGAGCACUUGGAGUGGUGGUUAAUAGUUUUGAGGAGUUGGAAGCAAGAUAUGUUAGUGAGUAUCGGAAGGUGAAUAAGGUAUGGUGUAUUGGGCCAUUGUCAUUAUGCAACACACAGGAGUUGGAUAAGGCUCAGAGAGGAAACAAGGCCUCAAUCGAUGAGAGCCAGUGCUUGAAGUGGCUGGACAAAUGGAAGCCGAGCUCUGUAGUUUAUGCAUGUCUCGGAAGCCUAACUAAUGUUGCAGCUCCACAGCUAGUAGAGCUCGGUUUAGCCUUGGAAGCAUCCAACUGUCCCUUUAUUUGGGUGAUAAGAGGAGGGGAUAGAACGAAAGAGCUAGAGAAGUGGAUGAAAGAAGGGUUUGAGGAGAGAACAAAAGGGAGGGGCCUUUUGAUCCGAGGUUGGGCUCCACAAGUAUUGAUCUUGUCACAUCCUGCCAUUGGCGCAUUCUUGACACACUGUGGUUGGAAUUCGACGCUGGAAGGAGUAUGCAGCGGCGUGCCAAUGAUAACAUGGCCCUUCUUUGGAGAGCAGUUCUUGAAUGAGAAGUUUGUUGUAGAGGUAUUGGAGAUUGGUGUUAGUGUUGGGGCUAAGGCUGUUGUGCACGUGGGUGAAGAACACAAGUGUGGAGUGUUGGUGAAGAGGGAGGAAAUUAGGAAGGGUGUGGAGAGAGUAAUUGGUGAAGGAAAAGAAGGGGAAGAGAGAAGGAAAAAAGCAAAAGAGCUUGGGGAGAUGGCAAACAGGGCAAUAGAAGAAGGGGGAUCAUCUCAGCUCAACAUCACAAUGCUAAUCCAGGACAUAAUUCAACAAGCAAAAAAUUGGUCAUCUUGUUAGUUUUGUGGCUCUGUUUUGCUUCAAAUACUUAGCUUGAGUAGUUUGAACUUUUUUUUUUUUUU